AUGUCGUACUGCAAAUCGUUUGGUAAAGAUAAGGUCUGCUUCGUCACAAAAGAAGAUCAUGCAAUUCCAAGCACUAUUGAAUUGCCACCACCAGAGCCUGCACCAAGCCUUAUAACAAAUGAUGGUGAAAUUAAUUGGAGCUGUCCGUGUUUGGGUGGCAUGGCAACCGGCCCCUGUGGUGUUGAAUUUCGAGAUGCAUUCUCAUGCUUCCAUUACAGCAAAGCAGAACCGAAAGGCUCUGAUUGCUUUGAAGCUUUUCGGACAAUGCAAGAUUGUUUUGCUCAAUAUCCUACAGUAUACAAUAAAUCAGCAGGAAAUGAUGAAGAGGAUGAUGAGACUAGUUUAAAUAUAGCACAGUUGGAAGAUGAAGCACAUAAAGAGUCGUCAGCCGUUGUAUCUCCUCUGGAAGGAGCAACUUUGGACACCACUUUAACAAAGAAAGAAAAUUGAAAAAUAUUUUGAAAAAACUUAAUGCGGAUGGAAAAGUGGCAAAAUAUUAUUUCAGAUUUAAAUAUAAAAAAGGUUGGACAAUGGCGAUGAGUAACCAUACAGUUUCUUGUUUAAAGCAGUUAUUUAUUUUAAUUGGUUUAAAUGGAAGUUAGUUCUUGUUGAAAAUAAAAUCAAAAAUAUAAGUUUUUCUCUUGUUCAUGCAUCUGAAAA
This is a messenger RNA of Anastrepha ludens (Mexican fruit fly), 660 nucleotides long. RefSeq names its product mitochondrial intermembrane space import and assembly protein 40. Gene Ontology annotation, molecular function: protein-disulfide reductase activity. Bases 1 to 450 code for a protein of 149 amino acids. The record is from RefSeq and is a predicted model, not a curated record. NCBI's taxonomy places the organism in Eukaryota, Metazoa, Arthropoda, Insecta, Diptera, Tephritidae. The transcript has a single exon. Gene Ontology annotation, biological process: protein import into mitochondrial intermembrane space. Gene Ontology annotation, cellular component: mitochondrial intermembrane space.